Thermothelomyces thermophilus ATCC 42464 is the source of this 593-nucleotide messenger RNA. RefSeq lists its product as uncharacterized. Bases 104 to 451 code for a protein of 115 amino acids. The transcript has a single exon. The record is from RefSeq and is a predicted model, not a curated record. NCBI's taxonomy places the organism in Eukaryota, Fungi, Ascomycota, Sordariomycetes, Sordariales, Chaetomiaceae.
UAUGACUACACGGUGAGUCUGGGAGACCAAAGGUGCCACGCUGUGGUGAAGAAGAAGAAGGGCUAAAUCGAGCCGGAAGUUUCUUUGUGCCCUGCUCCCGGAGAUGCGGAAAGACUGGGCUCGACGGAUGAGCGAACUGCUGGCCCCUUCGGGAGUCUUGGUUUGCCUGGAGUUCCCCCUAUACAAAGAUCUCAGCCUUCCCGGGCCGCCUUGGGGCUUGAGAGAGGGGAUCUACUGGAACGUCUUGGCAGCAGGCGGUGAUGGUAUGAUCCAGGAUGAGGCUGCCGCUCGGAACGCAACGCAUGAAAAUUCGGGACGUGGUGCAUUCAAGCGGCUCGCAUAUAUCAAGCCUGAGCGGACGUAUGAGGUUGGCAAAGGAACCGAUAUGUUGAGUAUUUGGGGGUUGAAGGAGCGAGCCUGCUGCACGUCAAGCCCCCACUUUGACGCCUGAUUUGACGCAAGGGGACAGGGAGCAGGCGAGUCCAGCUUGAGGGAACGGGGUAUGUAUAUAAUUAUAUUUGAUUGAGAGCAAUGAUAUCUAAUCAUGCCUCCAGACGCGGACCCUUGUCGUGUUUGGUGGCGGCUCGGGGAGA